AUGGCGGACAGAGGCGGAGGACUGAAGACCUCGUCUACCGCGAAGAACAACAAGGACAACAACACGAACAAAAAGAAAUACUACGCGGUCGCGAGUGGACGAAAACCAGGCGUGUACGAAACCUGGGACGAGUGCAAAAAGCAAGUGUUCUCGUUCCCGAACGCGCAGCACAAGAGCUUCUCGGCGCGAGCAGACGCCGAGGCGUGGGUGAAAACAAACGUCGUCGAGAAUCCAUCGUCUUCCUCCAUCGCCGCCGAGGUGAGACCAACGAUUCCGACGAACACGCAAAAGAGGAAAGCGCAUACAAACAGCACAAAACAAACUUCGAUUACAGAAUACCUAGACAAAAAUGAAGAGGAGUUUGAGGACGACGACGAUGGAUGGACGACGGAAUACGAACCGAUGAAACCACUUUCAUCACCACCGGCGAAAAGAACAACAACAGCGAGGGGGAAAUCCAACGGUAACAACACCAAGAGAAAACUCAACACGUCCGCGAAAGCGAACGCGGAAGAAAACGUACCCUUCGUUUUGGAAUUCGACGGCGCGUCGCGAGGAAACCCGGGACCGGCCGGUGCUGGAGCGUUAAUUCGAGCGCCGAGAAUACCGUCAGACGCGAGAGAGGAAGAAGAAGAAGAAGAAGAAAGGUGUGGUGAAAUCAUCAAAGAGAUUUGCACGUCGUUGGGUGUCGCGACGGUGAACGAGGCGGAGUACCACGCGUUAAUUACCGGGUUGAAAGCAGCCAUUGAACUCGGGAUCGAGGAUAUUCGGGUCCGAGGCGAUAGUAACUUAAUCGUCAGUCAAGUGAAAGGCGAUUGGAAAGUGAAAGAGCCGAGGUUGAUUCCGUUGCACGCGGAGUGUAACGAGAUGAAGAAGAAGUUUCGCAGGUUUGAUAUAGCGCACGUGAGAAGGGAGUUUAAUAAAGACGCGGACGCUUUGGCGAAUAGCGCUAUAGAUGAUGGAACGCACACGAACGAUUACGAGUAUAAGAUGAGUGGGAGCGGCGGCGGCGGAUUUUCCGGCGGCGGCGGUGAAGGCUUGGGUGGCGGGAACGCGAACGCCGCGGCGCGAAUGGUUCGACGAGCGCACUACGCCAACAUCGCGAGAGCGACGUUGUGUACCAUGCGCUUCGCUCGAAUAGCUUUGCUGUAA
Molecule: messenger RNA, 1152 nt
Organism: Bathycoccus prasinos
Lineage: Eukaryota; Viridiplantae; Chlorophyta; Mamiellophyceae; Mamiellales; Bathycoccaceae
Product: ribonuclease H
Exons: 2
Coding region: 1-1152 (383 amino acids)
Molecular function (GO): RNA-DNA hybrid ribonuclease activity; nucleic acid binding
Source: RefSeq, a predicted model, not a curated record